ACCAGAAUGAACCGGGGAUACACCGGGAACGAACCGGGAAUGCACCGGGAACGAACCGGGAGGCUCCGGCAGGGCACGGGACACGCGUGGCCGGUACCACGAGGAUGCUGCUCGCUGCUACCGGGGGGGCUUUUCUUUUCCCCGGGGGAUUCCAUCCCUUGGGAUGCAGGAGUGGGGGGCACCAUCACGGAGCCGCUGCUCGGUACCGGGAAGAACCACCGGGAGCGGAGUAUGGGAGUCAGGGGACGAAGUGGGUGGUCCGUUUUCCGCCGAAAAAACGGAAGCGGAGGUGGAAAAAAAAAAAAAAAACAAACCCAAAAAUCAAAAAAAAGCUCUCGCUGUCCCGCCCUCGCCCCGCCUCUCCGGCGUCACCGGUUAUAUAACGCGGCCGCGCCGGUCCCGCCCGCACCCCGCCGGCCGCUCGCACCGGGCGCCAUGUUCGCCGUGAAGCCGAAAGCUUUCAUCGGCUUCAACCUCUACUGCGGCGGCUCCCCGGGGCUGAGCCCCGCGGGGCCGGAACCGCGGCCGGAGCCUCACCGGGACCCUCACCGGGACCCUCACCGGGACCCCGCGGAGCCUCACCGGGAACACCGCGGGGCCACCGGCGGCAGCGCCGACCCCCCCCGCGCGCUGAUUGGUCGAGGCGCGGCGCCGCGCUCGCUGAUUGGCUGCGGCGCGACUCUCUGGCGCCCCGAGGAGGAACUGGACGGAUGCGACCCCGAACCCGAACGCGGCUCCGCCGCCGCCGCUUCGCUGCCCGGGACCCCCCCCGGGACCCCGCCCGGAGCUCCGGAUGGGCUCCGGCAGGACUCGCUGGAGCUCAUCAGCCGCUACCUGCGGGAGGUGGCUGGGGAGGAGCAGCCCAGCGCUAAGAAGCUUUUUCCGGGUCUUCUCGGUGGGCCCGGGCGGCCCGGGGCGGCGGGGGAUGCGGUGAUGGAGAAGGCGCUGGAGACGCUGCGGAGGGUCGGGGACGGUGUGAUGAGGAAACACGAGCUGGCUUUUCAAGGAAUGCUGCGGAAGCUGCGGAUCCAGCGAGAAGAAGACCUGCAGGCGGUGGUGGAGGUGGCUGCCCACCUCUUCAGCGACGGGGUGACCAACUGGGGCCGGGUGGUGACGCUCAUCUCCUUCGGAGCCUUCGUGGCCAAGCACCUGAAGAGCAUCCAGCAGGAGCAGGGCAUCGGCUGCCUGGCUGCCAUCAUCACCGAGGCGCUGGUCUCCUCCAAGAGGGAGUGGCUGGAGAGCCAGGGGGGCUGGGGGGGCUUCGUGGACUUCUUCCGCCUGGAGGACCUGGAGGGCAGCGUCCGGAACGUUCUGAUGGCCUUCGCGGGGGUGGCCGGCCUGGGGGCCAGCCUGGCCUACCUGAUCCGGUGAGGCUGGAGCUGCCAGGACCUGCCACGGGGCUGCCAGGACCUGCUGCAGAGCUGCCAGGACCUGCAGAGCUGCCAGGACCUGC
Messenger RNA from Taeniopygia guttata (zebra finch), 1453 nucleotides. Its product is annotated as induced myeloid leukemia cell differentiation protein Mcl-1 homolog. Gene Ontology annotation, cellular component: mitochondrial outer membrane. Gene Ontology annotation, biological process: intrinsic apoptotic signaling pathway in response to DNA damage; extrinsic apoptotic signaling pathway in absence of ligand; release of cytochrome c from mitochondria. The record is from RefSeq and is a predicted model, not a curated record. NCBI's taxonomy places the organism in Eukaryota, Metazoa, Chordata, Aves, Passeriformes, Estrildidae. Gene Ontology annotation, molecular function: BH domain binding; channel activity.